Messenger RNA from Protopolystoma xenopodis, 285 nucleotides. The record is from the annotation of a GenBank genome assembly. Lineage: Eukaryota; Metazoa; Platyhelminthes; Monogenea; Polystomatidea; Polystomatidae.
UCCCACGCAAUCAAAGCUGCUGAUUCUCGCCUUAAUGUACAAUACUUCUCGGAUCCUCCCCCUGAUUCUGAUCCUGUUUACGCCAGUGUCACCCAUCCUCUUCCAGCCGGAAAGCUACGUGAAGGUAUUCCGACGACUACAAAUCAGAUUCUGGGUAAUGUAGGUGGCUGCACUCGUCAAGCUCAUCGAUUAGAUGUGACCAAGGCGACCGCUAAUGGCUUUUCAUCUGACAUUGCUAGGACUGCAAGCAUUUCAGGUACGUUGGAAGAUUGCUGUCGCCUCUGA